AUGAAAGAAUCUGAAUCUGCUAAUGUUUAUGGCAUGAAAGACUCGAGGGCAAAGGCAAGAGCAAGGGCAAGGGAAAGGACAAGAGAGAAAUUAAUGUGCACUGGGAGCAGGCCUCGGAUGUUGAACCAAUUGAAGUUAUUCAAUGAGCUUGAUCACCAUCAAUCUAACAAUAAUUGUAAAACAAUGUCAUCAUCUUCAGCAAAGGCCAAUAUUGGAGAUCAUCCUGAGAAUCAGGAACUGGGCUCCCUCCUAGCUAAUCAAUUAGCUCAUCAUCAUGAGGACGAUCCAUCUGUUCAUGUCAUCAAAAGAAACAAGUUGAAGCAGUAUUCAUCAGUUUAUUCCAAUUAUAAUCAGCAAAAGUAUCUCAAUGUGGUGUCAGCAGAAAAUACAGAUCAGAGUUCCAACAGCCACAUCCAAUUUCCCAAUGCAUUUCAAAAUUGGGACACCAACGGCGCCUUCCCAUGCCCUAACAUUCAUUGUGCCAUUACCAGCAUCAAUCUUUCUACCGGAAAUUAA
This is a messenger RNA of Prunus armeniaca (apricot), 516 nucleotides long. Lineage: Eukaryota; Viridiplantae; Streptophyta; Magnoliopsida; Rosales; Rosaceae. The record is from the annotation of a GenBank genome assembly.